This is a messenger RNA of Closterium sp. NIES-67, 3332 nucleotides long. Lineage: Eukaryota; Viridiplantae; Streptophyta; Zygnematophyceae; Desmidiales; Closteriaceae. The record is from the annotation of a GenBank genome assembly.
AGUGUCGGAUACGCUUUUUCGCUCCUGCGAGUCGGGGCAGCGAACCCUAAUCACAGUCUCGCCACUGCGCUUGUUCAAAUUACUCCGUCCUUGUGUUUGCAAGAAUUGUCUACUAGCCCAGCCAUGGAGGACGAGGAGGCAGCGGAAAUUGCGCAGCUGCGUCAGCAGCGGUCGCGCCUCAAGGAGCGCCUUCAGAAUCGCAAGAAAGCCACCGCGUCGCUCGUAAACGACCUGCUGACGCCCGCUCCCGCUGCUGGCGCAGGCGCGGGUAUAAGGCCCGGCGCAAGCGGCGGAGCUUCCGCUGCGCGCCGUUCGCCGUCGGUUGACGAAAUCCCGCCUGGAGCGCCCGCGACCACCGGCGCGCAAGCGGCGGCGGCGGCGACGGGGUUGACUGACAGUGGGAAUGGCGGCGGCGGAGGCGGGGGGAGAUCAGACGUGUCAGGCAGCGAGGGCCGCGACGACGGGGGCGACUCGAACGUCAGCUCGGGCGCCGCGGGAACAACCGAGGCGGCGGCAGCUGGCGUUUUCGGCGGCGGCGGCGGCGGCGGGAGCGGGCCGGUAACGAAACGGCCGCGGAAAAAAGGGUCCCUUCAGAACAUUCUAGAAGGUCUAGAAGACGAGAAAGCGGGGCGCGGCGGGCUUAGCGGUGGCGGCGGUGGUGGGGGGGGGAAGCCUAGUGGUAUAGUAUCCAGAGGAGCGCCCUCACGAACGGAGAGUCCUAAUCUUUACGCGGGCCAGCAGACCCCCACGCCUCCGCCAAUCACGGACGCUUUCCCCCGCGAGGAAGACAUAGUGGACGAGUCACGCCGGCCGCUGACGUCACUCGAGCGCGUGGAGCGGCUCGUGGCUGCCGUCCUGCUGGCGGCCGGCACGGCCGUGCCUUUGGACUCUAGCGCGAUCCAUAGGCGAUUGAGGAAGGAGUUAAACCCCGAAAGUGUGGACCAAGCCGCGAUUCUAGAGGUUGGGGGGGAGGAUGGGCCUAUAGGCGCACUGGAAACGGCGCUUAGAGUUCUUGCGGGGAUGACUGUAGGGGGGGGCGCGGAAGGGGGAGGCGGAGGGGGGAAGGCGGGAGGGAAGCGGAGCUGGAAAGGGGGGGUUGGGGGGAGCGUGAGCGGAGCACCGCUGGUAGAAAUAGAGGAGUUCUCAGUGGCGGGAUUGGCUAGACUGAUGGUUCUAGGGUUUGACAGGCUGGCGCUUUCCAGGAUGUUUCCUGGGGCGACUAUUCCCUCUGCCGAAGCUUCCCGGAAACAGCAGGAGAGGGAGGAGGAGGAGGAGGUGGGUUUGCUGCUAGGCAGGAGGGGAAGGGGCGGUUUUGGGCGGGAAAACAGGAGGUUUGGGGCGGAAAACCGGGGCUUCGGGGCGGGAAGGGGGGGGAUGGGGGAAGGGGGCAGAGAGUGUAGGGACGUUGGGGAUAGGGAAGGACCCACGCAAUUUCCGCCAAGCAUGGCUCAGCAUGGGUUCGAGCCCACAGGGACGAUGGGUGGGGUAAAUUACCCUGGAGGAGGCAGGGGGUAUUUCCCUGGUGGGGGUGGGCCAGGAGGGGGUAUGGGGGGGAAUUUCCCCCCUGGGGUUGGACCGGGGCCGAUGGGCAUGCAUGGGGGGGGAGGGCAGGGGAUGGGGGGGAUGGGGGGAAUGGGGGGGAGGCCCUCCUAUGGGCAAGGGGGAAUGGGCGGAGGGUUCGGACCUGGAGGGGGAGGGGGGAGAGGGGGAAUGAUGCCUUAUAACGAAGGCAUGGGUAUGGGCAUGGGCAUGGGCAUGGGGGGCAUGGGUAUGGGUAUGGGUAUGGGUAUGGGUAUGGGUAUGGGGGUGGAUCCAAGAAUGCAAGGGCUCCCCCCUCCCUUCCGCCCCCACCCAAGGGAGGGAGGGGGGGAGAAGAAGGGGGGAGAUGGGGAGGAGGAGGAGGAGGAGGGGGAAGAAGAAAUGAGGCUGGAGGAGAUUUUAUCAAAGAAGUCGUUCAAAGAGAUGCAGCAGUCGAAGAGGGGGGAGGAGCUGCUAGAGCUUUUACAGAAGCCCACUGCCAAGGAGACGGCCGUUGCUGCACGGUUCAAGACCAAGGGCGGGUCCAUGGUGCGGGAAUAUUGCAACCGGCUCACGAAAGACGACUGUCGCCGACACCGCAACUCGUACACUGCUUGUGACAAGGUGCACUUUAGGCGCAUCAUAUCGCCGCACACUGAUAUGAACCUGGGUGAUUGCUCUUUCCUCGACACAUGUAGACACAUGAAGACGUGCAAGUACGUACACUAUGAGCUCGACCCAGUGCCAGACGGAGCCCCCUAUGGAGCCAUGGUACCAGCAGGCGGGCCGUUCCCCCCUGCUGCUGCUGCUGCCAUGGGCAUGUAUGGUCCGCAUGGUGGCCCGCUGGGGCCGCAUGGACCUCUGGGACAUGCGCCUGGCAUGCCCCCUGUGGUGCAGAUCAACUCGUUCGGGCAGUACAUCCCCUCCACCAUUCCACGGCCAUUUGACCGCCCUCCCAGGCCGGAGUAUUGCUCCCAGGUCGAGCUAGGCGAGGCCCAGUGGGUGAAUUGUGACAUCCGCAACUUCCGCACGGACAUUCUGGGCCAGUUUGGGGUGAUCAUGGCGGACCCCCCAUGGGACAUCCACAUGGAGCUGCCCUACGGCACCAUGGCGGAUGAUGAGAUGCGCACCCUGAACGUGCCAGGGCUGCAAACGGACGGCCUCAUUUUCCUCUGGGUGACAGGACGUGCCAUGGAGCUAGGGAGGGAGUGCCUUGAGCUUUGGGGCUAUCGGCGAGUCGAAGAGAUCAUCUGGGUGAAGACGAACCAGCUGCAGCGGAUCAUUCGCACGGGGCGCACAGGGCACUGGCUGAACCACAGCAAGGAGCACUGCCUGGUGGGCAUCAAGGGCGCGCCGCUGGUCAACCGCAACAUCGACACGGACGUGAUCGUGGCUGAAGUCCGGGAGACCAGCAGAAAGCCGGAUGAGAUGUACUCCAUGCUGGAGCGCAUCAGCCCGCGGACACGGAAGCUGGAGCUAUUUGCUCGCAUGCACAACACACAUGCAGGCUGGAUAUCUCUGGGCAACCAGCUGGACGGCACGCGACUAGUGGACGCUGACCUGCGCAAGAGGUUCCAGGAGGUGUACCCGGACAUUGAGAUUCAACCGCCUGACCCGCCUGCUGAGGAUAUUACUGCUGCUGGCCACGCAAAGCCACCUCAAGCAUAACUCUGAGCUGCUAACUAGUGUAAACGCAAAAGUUUAAUUGUACAUGUUCAGGAAGUGUAUUGCAUUUGACGUUGCAAGAUGUGCUUAUAGCAAGCCUUAUGCAAACAAAUGGUGGGAAUUCGCUUCCAGUUAUUGAGUCAACCACU